AUGCUUAAGAAGUCCAUUACAGAAUGCUCUUCGGAUGCAUAUCUCAUCAUCAACAUGCCUGGGCUCGAGAAUAUCGACAUGAUCGACAGAAAGCAGGAGCUUUGGCGGAACUUGGUCAAAUAUAUGCAUAUGCUGAGCACCUUGAUUGGAAUGCCUUGGGUUGAAGGAACACUUGAUCUACUGUUCUUAGAAGCCUACAUUACCAGGACUUGCUCUGCCGAGACGAUUAGCAUGAACGAGGAAGAAGACGUGUUCGCCGAAUACAUAGACACGAGAAAGAGGAUCAUCAGAAUCGAGUUCAACCCUCUUCCGCCUCCAGGCCCUGAGCGUGAUUUGGCGAUCCGUGCCAAUGAUGAAUUAAUCGACAAGGUUUUGAAAAGGAUACCCUCGCCACACUAUUCAUUCUUGAUUACGUCAAGUACCACAAGUGCCAUCCACCCUAUUCCGGAGGUAGCUCUUGAGAACAGUCCUCAGGGAUUCGAACUAUUUUAUAGAAUCGUGAAUGACCCACGUCGUGAAGAAGAGGUUGAAAGGCACGUCCAGUUGAAGGGAUUGAGUAAGCCUCAAUGGAAUGAAAACAAAGAUCCACUCUCUAUUUAUUUGGAGAGGAGAAAAAAGGAUCAGAUUCAUUUGUUUGACUACGAGCUUUGGAGCCAAAAUGAGAAGCUUGUUACCACAAUAGCCGCUAUGAUUGUGUCUUUAUUUGCCUUGAAGACUUUGGGGGUCGCCAAGAAGCUAUUUGGUAAGAAGAAGGCCAAGCGAAGCUAA
Messenger RNA from Candidozyma duobushaemuli, 768 nucleotides. RefSeq names its product Big1p (gene BIG1). Gene Ontology annotation, biological process: (1->6)-beta-D-glucan biosynthetic process; fungal-type cell wall biogenesis. Bases 1 to 768 code for a protein of 255 amino acids. The record is from RefSeq and is a predicted model, not a curated record. The transcript has a single exon. Gene Ontology annotation, cellular component: endoplasmic reticulum membrane. Lineage: Eukaryota; Fungi; Ascomycota; Pichiomycetes; Serinales; Metschnikowiaceae.